Molecule: messenger RNA, 1337 nt
Organism: Heteronotia binoei (common prickly gecko)
Lineage: Eukaryota; Metazoa; Chordata; Lepidosauria; Squamata; Gekkonidae
Gene: EEF1AKMT3
Product: EEF1A lysine methyltransferase 3
Exons: 3
Coding region: 29-715 (228 amino acids)
Biological process (GO): peptidyl-lysine methylation
Cellular component (GO): cytoplasm; cytosol
Molecular function (GO): protein-lysine N-methyltransferase activity
Source: RefSeq, a predicted model, not a curated record
UCCCCGGUGAUGUUGUUUUUCCGGUAAGAUGGCGGCCCCCAGAGUGGCCAGCGACGUAGAAGUUGAGCUGGAGUCGGUAUUCCCCCAGGAGCUCGGGUUGUUCGCGGAUGCUUUCACAGCUGAGACCCCUUACCGGCUCUGUGGCCACGAGCUGAGUAUUGUUCAGCACCAUGGAAGCCGUCUGGGGGUGGCUGCCCCGGUCUGGGAGGCGGCUUUAGCGCUCUGUGACUAUUUUGAAGAGCAUAAGCUGAACUUCUGGGGCAAGAAGGUUUUAGAACUGGGUGCUGGGACUGGCAUUGUGGGCAUCCUUGUUGCCCUCCUUGGAGGAGAUGUGACCAUCACAGAUCUUCCUGUGGCCUUGAAGCAGAUAGAGGAGAACGUCCACCGAAAUUUGGCUGCAGAGUGCCUGGCUCGAACCAAAGUUUGUGCACUCUCAUGGGGUCUGGACCACAUGGAGUUUCCCUGUGACUAUGACUUCAUCUUGGGUGCGGAUAUUGUCUAUCUCAAGGACAGUUACCCCUCACUGAUCAGGACUCUCCAGCACCUGUGUGGUCCUCAGUCUACUAUCUACCUGUCUUCCAAAAUGCGACGGGAACAUAGUACAUUGUUGUUCUUUGAGACACUGCUCCCUAUACACUUCACCUCAAAGCUGGCCUUUAGAGAUGAAAACGAGAAUAUUAACAUUUACAAGGUGACCCAGAAGAGUGACAUCUGACAACCACUGUGUCACUGGAUGAACAAUGUUAACCACCUUUUAAUUUAGGGCUGUCAUUCCACAAAACUGUACGGGGCUGAACUCUUCAUUCCUCCACUUUCUCGACCAUUGGGUGAAAACAUAUCUGAUAGCUUCAUUUGAAUAUUAUAAUGCUACGAAUCUCCAGGUUCCUUGAGAGACAUGAGGUGCUAGAAAGGCUCACAGAUCUGCAUUUUUACUGUUCCCUGGAUUCAUCAGGUAAUUUCCAUUCCCGCCAUCUUGAGUCUCCAGUCCUCAAACAUUCCCUGACCAUGCUUUCAGUUUUCUGGUCAAGACUGAGGAACUCUGCAACCGUACAGCUCAGCCUACUAGGGAGUAAUUUUCUAAUGUGGGAUCUAGCUGCCAAAAAUUGCUCAUUUUUCUUUUGUGGAAAUGAUCUGUAAGAGGAAGGCAGAAAACUCCAGAGCUGCUGCAUAGAGAUGAUUCUCUGUAUAGCUGUUGAUACUGCUGCAGAUACAGAACCAUUUGCAGUGGCAAUGGGACAUCCACACAGCAGUUGUUCCUACACUUCCCUUAGACACCAUUUCCUCCACAAUCCAUUGCAGCUAUGUAUGAGUUCCCAGCUUUCAUUUUUAAAAAAGUC